Molecule: messenger RNA, 2418 nt
Organism: Ectocarpus sp. CCAP 1310/34
Lineage: Eukaryota; Phaeophyceae; Ectocarpales; Ectocarpaceae
Source: the annotation of a GenBank genome assembly
CGAGUAGACGACGGGCUAACCUUCCUGUGCAUGGCGGACGAGGACAGCCGCCGGCGGAUACCCUUCGCCUUCCUGCAAGAAAUCAAGAACCGGUUUCAGGCUACGUACGGGGAUAGAGGCGCAACGGCGGCAGCCUUCGCGAUGAACGAGGAUUUCUCCCGGACUUUGGAGAACCAGAUGGACGUCUUCAACUCGCCGGACGGUGACCAGGUCUUGGCGACCCAGCAGAAGCUGGACGAGGUAAAGGACGUGAUGGUAGCGUCCGUGGAGCUGGUGUUGGAGAGGGGGGAGAGGUUGGAGCUGCUCGUGGACAAGACGGACAACUUGCAGCAGCAGGCGUUUCGAUUCGAGAACACGGCGAAACGGCUGAAGAACCACCUUUUCUGGAAGCGGGUUCGAUUCUACUCCGCGGUGGCAUUGGGGGCGCUCCUCCUCUUGUACGUUGUUACGGCCGUCGCUUGCGGGCCGACGUACGCCAACUGCAAGAGCUCCUGAUUUUUCAUUAUUGUUUUUGUUGUCGUUGAGGAAAUAGCGACGGCCGACGUGCGCCAACUGCAAGAGCUCCUGAUUUUUUCAUUAUUGUUUUUGUUAUCGUUGAGGAAAUAGCGACGGCCGACGUACGCCAACUGCAAGAGCUCCUGAUUCCUUUAUUGUUGUUUUUGUCAUCGUUGUGGAAAAUGAAUGACCUUCACCGUGUCGUUGGUGGUUAGCUUAACUUGAUCGUACGUAUCGUUAUACUUUGUUUGGUGGGUCACGAGAGAGAUGGGAGACGGGUGUGGGGUACAGGGUCACGUAAUUAUAGCCUUGUUCGGAUAGACGUGUGUCUGCUUUAGCUUCGGGGCGAUAUUGGCAGUUGUUGGGUAUUCAGAGACAUCGCCAGGUAGGUAGGCAGCAGCAGCAGCAGCAGCAGCAUCAGCAGUGGGAGGUCAAGUUGCGAACAAGCGGGCUCUAUUUUUUGGAACGUGUAGUGUACCGAUUCUGGUACAGAGCACACCGACACUGUUAUGUCGCUCACCCGUUCUUCCUUGUUUGAUCAGUCAGUGGGGGAAAGCAACGGGGAUACAUAGGCUUCGGUGUGGGAAAGGGUGCAGGUUCUAGUGUUUCGUACAAGUCGAACCAUCAACUUGUUGACAACCGGUUUCUCGGUUUUUGGCGCGUGCUGUAACAUUGUUUGCGUGCCUUCUGGGACGGCUCGCUUCUACAUAAGCGCCCCUGUCCUCGCGCUGGGCUCAUGUCUACCGGAAUUCAACCACGAGAUUGGGUCUACGGUUGGUGUGUCUCCCUUCCUGUAUGUGUUUUUGCUUUUUUUUUUCAGUAGCCGUGGUCACGCAAUUUUCUAUACCGUGGGUGGGGUUGAGUGCCUUUCGAUUUUAUCAGCACCUCGCUCAGUACUCCUCUACCCCUGCUGCUUGGUCGUGGCGACUAUGCAAGGUGGUGGCAGUCUCCCUCCGGAAAGUCUUGUAGCUACUUCUGUCUCGUUGGUGAUGUGAGCCUCUUCGAGGGGGUUGCAUGAGAUCAUUCAGAGGUGGGUGGAACUCUCUGCGCGGGGGUGUUAGUUGUGACUACAUGGUUUCCCCUGCAGUCUCCCGGGCGGAACGAUGGAAGGAUGUGUUUUCGUGGGCCCCUUCGGCGAUUUUGUGGCUGCAUACAGUAGGCAUGAUUGUUCGCUGCAGAUAAAUUCCGUCCGCACGCACCUCGGGGCGAUUGAUGGCGGCGGGAUCGAUGACGGGUCAUGCCUGGCGUACGUUUCGGGUUGUUGGGGACUAAUUCUUCCGUCUGCAAUAAAUGGGAUGUGUACUUGGGAAAGUUGCUCCGGGAAUGAGUGCGGAGGGGUUUGUUUCCGCCAUCGGCCGCACACAAAGAAUUCGUUGUACGCGACAAUUUUCACGCAGCAGCCGCUGACACGGCGAGUGGUCAGCAGUUGGAUACAGUUCAGAGAGCGAAGGCAAAUCGCCGCUUACCGGUAGUGUUUCUUGGCGGGAGGGCCAGAGAUGCUGAGAUGGGCGUCCUUCCUGUGCAUACUCGUGAUUCUUUCGAAUUUCGCUGCCCCUGGUCGGCGGUGUUUCGUUCGCGAGCGUUGUCUGCUGGCAGUUUCUUCGUAGAGCAGCUUCGAUGUGUGCCUUUGCGUGUUUUUUUGUAGCUCACGCGUGCGUGCGUGCGUGCUAUGAUCCAUCUUGUUGGGUUUCGGCAGAAUUAUGGCUAUCCCACCAAUGGUUUCCAGUUGUGUACAUGGAGUCUUACACGUGUCGGCGUCGUUGUAUGUAGGCAGAUGCGCCGUCGCCCCAUUGCUUGCUUGAUUGCCAGGCAGGCAUAGAGAGCGAAAAACGAAAUGUGUAUUUACCAAGAGUAGAUAGUUGUGGAGAUGGAACAGGGGGAGAACGUGAACUCUUUUGUGUUGUAUGCCGUAUAUGACACAAG